Spizellomyces punctatus DAOM BR117 is the source of this 1091-nucleotide messenger RNA. RefSeq lists its product as uncharacterized. Gene Ontology annotation, cellular component: cytoplasm. Lineage: Eukaryota; Fungi; Chytridiomycota; Chytridiomycetes; Spizellomycetales; Spizellomycetaceae. The transcript is spliced from 4 exons. Bases 6 to 1055 code for a protein of 349 amino acids. The record is from RefSeq and is a predicted model, not a curated record.
CCAACAUGGAAGUAGCUCAACAAAUAUGGUCACAGCUGGACAACCUCUAUGCUAAGGAUCCUAAGGCAUAUGGUCAAUUUCUCCAGAAGCUCAAACAGGAUGCCAUUGAAGGAACCGAAGCCGCUAAGGCACAAUUGCCACAAGGGGUGUUCACACUACAAUGCUCAGGAACCAUUGUAAACGGGUCACCGCAACACUAUAUCAAUGUAUGCCAGAGUGAAAAGCUGAAAGCACGGGUUGAAGACAAGAUUACUGUAGUUGUUUCGAAGCAACGCCGAGGAAAGAAUGCAGAUGGUACAAUUUACCACGUCUACGAUGCGGUGGUGCAUAAAAUGAUUAUUGCUGAAGCCAGGAGCGAUUCUUUAUUUGCAAAUGGCUUACAAGAUCUUGUUAUCGACUGCAUCGAGGAAGCUUUCUCGAUAAGAAUCGACCGAAAAAAUAUCCGAAAACUGCAAUCUUACAAAGCGCCGUACGGGUGGGAUGAGAAUGGCCGGCCCAUUGACGGUGACGGCGCAACCGAGGACAGCGGAAGGAUACCAUCGCAUACUAUACCCGAACCAGUGGACUUGUCGAAAAUGACUACGAGCUCGCUGCUGACUCGCAUGCAUGCAGACUCUGAACUAUCAUCCGCAGCGGAAGCCUCUUCUCCUAGCGACACAUUACCAGCUCUGAAUUUGCCAGACGGGAACGGAACAGCAGGGAAAAGGGGCACGAUCCAAGAGCUGGAUGCAGUCGGUACAACUCCUCUGGGACGUGGAAAAGGUGCUGAAGAUGGACGACAUUCAACUAGAAUGGGCAUAGGUUCGGACAAAGCUCCCAUGUAUACUACAACCACAGGCAAUGGUAAUUGGAUGGUAGAGAUUGUCCUUCCAGCAAUUGAAUCUGCAUCAGAUGUAGCGGUGUAUGCUACCGACAUAUCAAUAGAUAUGGAGACCGAAGGGACAAAUGUAUCUAUUCCACUACCUAAAGGCGUCGAUGUAGAUACGGCGAAAUGCAAGUUUUAUAAAGCAUCAAGGAUUCUACAGAUUACUUGUUCAUGCAGCACUCUGGCAUAGCAGAAGAGAAUAUAUAAAAUGAUAUGCACUAUGGAA